This is a messenger RNA of Heterobilharzia americana, 1842 nucleotides long. Lineage: Eukaryota; Metazoa; Platyhelminthes; Trematoda; Strigeidida; Schistosomatidae. The record is from the annotation of a GenBank genome assembly.
AUGUGUCGACUUAAGGUGAAUAUGGGGAAUAUUUACUUUACACAGAAGAAUUAUUCCAAAGCUAUUAAAUUCUUCCGUAUGGGUUUAGAUCAAGUGCCUAAUACACAUAAAUUUAUAAGAAUUAAAAUAAUGCAGAAUAUUGGCAUAAGUUUUGUUAAACUUGGUCAAUUCAAUGAAGCUAUUACAUCAUUUGAACACAUUAUGCAAGAAGAACCAGAUACAAAAACUGGUUUCAAUCUGAUUGUCUGCUAUUUUAUAACUGGUGGUCGUAGUAAAAUGAAACAUGCAUUUCAGCAAUUACUUAGCGUUGAUCUACAUUUGGAUGAUGAAGAUCGUUACUUACAACAUAAUGAUGAUAAACAAUAUGAUUUAAUUUUAGAAGUGAUUGGUAAUGAUGAUCUGCGGCAGUAUGAGAAGAGAAAGAAAAUACAAGCAGAAAACUUCAUAAAGAUGGCUGCAAAAAUAAUUUCUCCAGCGAUUGAAUCCAGCUUUAAUAUGGGUUAUGAUUGGUGCAUUGAACAAGUGAAAAUGUCUUCCUAUCAUGAGAUCGCACAUGAUCUAGAAAUUGAUAAAGCUGUUAUGUACUUGAAACAGAAAGAUUUUCAUCAGGCAAUAGAUACUUUGAAGUCAUUCGAACGAAAGGAUACACGUUUGGCAUGUACAGCUGCUACAAAUUUAUCUUUUGUAUACUUCCUUGAAGGUGAUCUUCAACAGGCUGGUAGGUAUGCUGACCAAGCCUUGGCAGCUGAUCGCUACAAUCCUGCAGCUCUUGUUAACAAAGGCAAUGUGUUAUUUCAACAACAACAGUAUGAAAGAGCUCGAGACUGUUAUUCAGAAGCAUUACAGGAUGACACUAGUUGUGUAGAAGCUCUUUACAAUCUUGGCCUGGUAUGCAAACGACUAGGGAGGUACGAAGAAGCACUUGAAACCUUUUUCAAGCUGCAUGCUAUCCUAAGAAACAGUGCACCAGUAGUUUUUCAAAUUAUGGAUAUCUAUGAAAAGCUAGAAGAUCCUACUCAAGCACAAGAAUGGGCAAUGCAGUUACAUGGGAUGGUUCCAACAGAUCCAUAUCUUCUCCAAAGACUAGGUGACAGCUAUGAACAAGAAGGUGAUAAAUCUCAAGCGUUUUCAUAUUAUUAUGAUUCCUUCAAAUAUUAUCCCUGCAAUUUUGAUGUUAUUGAAUGGUUAGGCGCUUAUUAUAUUGAAUCACAGUUUUGUGAAAAGGCUGUGGCCUAUUUUGAACGCGCUAGUUUGAUGCAACCUAAUCAAAUUAAAUGGCAAUUAAUGAUCGCUUCUUGUCACCGACGAAGUGGAAACUACCAACAAGCAUUAGAAACAUACCGAAUUAUUCACCAAAAGUUCCCAGAGAAUACUGAAUGUCUUCAGUUUCUCGUAAGACUGAGUUCUGAUAUGGGUUUACCUGAAGCCCAAGAUUAUAUAAGCAAAUUGAAACGCGCAGAAAAAAUAAAAGAGGCAAGGGAACAACGCCAACUGUCAGCAAGUAGUCGUCGAGGUUACAGUCUUAGUGGCUCAUCCAAGACGACGGCAAGUCGUGAGAACUCAGCUAGUGCAAGCAGUGGAGGUGAAAGUCGAGAAAGCAGUGCGAAGUAUGAUAAUCGGCAUAGCUUUCAGAUGAAAAAAUCAUACUCCAAGAGUAAUUUAGCAUGUCGAAUUGAAGGCAAUCAAGAAACAACACUAGAUGAAACUGCAGAAAAUGAAAAUAUUGUAUACACUGAUCCUUUGGGACCAAGUGUUGAGAGACCACGAACAGCAGCACGUUCUAGACCUAUUCAAGAUGAAUUUGCCGAUGAAGAAGUUGAUGAGAACCUGUUACCAGAUUAA